AACAGAAGUACAUGGUGAAGAGUUGACUUUCCACAGGCGUUAUUAAUUGCAACUGUAAAGUCAGAACAUGUUCGCGAUGGAUUUCCCAGUGGACGGCUCCAGAGAGAAGGCUGUGGAGGGCAGACGAGCCGCCGAGGCUGAGCGCAAGGCCCGCAUCUUCAGCACACGGAGUCGGGUGAUGGGCGUGGAUCUGAGUACUUUGGACCAGCAGGUGGAGGAGAGGCAACUCCAACGAGACGCAGAGGGACAACGAGAAAAAGCUUUCGGGCACCUGAGAAGCAGUCAAGAUAGAGCGCAACUGGAACAAGACAGAGAAGAGCAGGAAAACCUUUCUGCAAUAAAUAGUGACCUUGCUCAGUAUUGGGCCACUCAUCAGCGAGUAGAAGAUUCCCGUGAUGCCGAUCUCAUAUGUUACCAGCAGGGGGCGUCCAAGUUCACGAUCCCAGAGGAUGAGCUGGGGCCAUCCAGUAUGCAAGUUUUCCUGGGAGAGGAUGCAGAAGCUAGCCAAAGGAGGAGGGAACAGAUAGUGACGACGGAGAGAGAGUUGCAGUUGCAGAAGGAGGACGCAGAGACGAGGCGAACGAAGGAGAAGCGUAUCGAGGAUCUCGUAAUGAAGACACUAGUGCAUCAAGACCUGAGGGCGGUUGACCUGGAAGCACAGGAAGAAGAGUGUAGGAGAGCUGUCCGCAUGGCGCUCAGCAACUACAAUCAUGCCCUGAUUUGA
Molecule: messenger RNA, 724 nt
Organism: Gadus chalcogrammus (walleye pollock)
Lineage: Eukaryota; Metazoa; Chordata; Actinopteri; Gadiformes; Gadidae
Gene: ribc1
Product: RIB43A domain with coiled-coils 1
Exons: 6
Coding region: 68-724 (218 amino acids)
Source: RefSeq, a predicted model, not a curated record